Molecule: messenger RNA, 1512 nt
Organism: Clavispora lusitaniae ATCC 42720
Lineage: Eukaryota; Fungi; Ascomycota; Pichiomycetes; Serinales; Metschnikowiaceae
Gene: SSH1
Product: Ssh1p
Biological process (GO): post-translational protein targeting to membrane, translocation; SRP-dependent cotranslational protein targeting to membrane, translocation
Cellular component (GO): Sec61 translocon complex; membrane
Molecular function (GO): ribosome binding; signal sequence receptor activity; transmembrane protein transporter activity
Source: RefSeq, a predicted model, not a curated record
AUGUAUGUACAAACAGCCCGAAAACCCCGUCUGGAGUUACUAACCGCAGUCCGCCUUCUUGAUUUGGUCAAGGUUUUCUCGCCUGUGUUGCCUGAAAUCGAAUUCCCCGAUGAAAAAAUCAGCUUGGACGAAAAAGUCAUCUUCACCAUUGGUGCUGGCUUGUUGUUCAUCUUGUCCCACCUCCCAAUAUACGGGCUUAUCAAAGAUGCUCCUUUGAAAAUGACAGACCCAUUCCCUGCUUUGCGUCCUCUCUACGCCAUGGAACAGGGUACUUUGUUGGAGUUGGGUUUGUUGCCUGUGAUCACCGCCGCUUUUGUGUGGCAGAUUGCUGCUGGUUUGCGCAUGGUGAAGGUCAACCUCUCGUACUCGCAGGAGCGUGAGUUGUUCCAGUCGGCGCAAAAGUUGACUUCUUUCACUUUGGCCGUUGUUUUCGGCGUCGCUUUGGUUUUCUCCGGUUACUACGAGCCUGUAGUCCGUGGCGCCGGGUCGGCGGUUUCGUGGACCACGUACGUUUUGAUUUUGACCCAGAUUGUCGGAUGGAACUUCCUUUUGACCUUGAUCGUGGAGGUCAUUGACAAGGGUUACGGUUUCGGUUCUGGUAUCGUGUGUUUGCUCAGUUUGAACGCCGCCACAAGACUCGUGCGUGAUGUGGUUGGCUUAGAGAUGGUCUCCACUGUUCCUGGCGGAAAACCAGAAACUUACGGUGUGGCAAUUUACCUUAUCAAGGCCUUGUUCUCUUUUGACCUUACCACCAUCAAAAACGCUGUUAUUGGUGUGUUCUCCAGAGCCGGCUUCCCAACCAUCGGCCAAGUGAUUCUUGCUUUGGUUACCGGAUUGGCCACCAUUGUUUUGCAGAACUUCCGCGUCGAGUUGCCUAUUCGUUCCAACAAGGCCCGUGGCACUGCCAAUGUCUUCCCAAUCCGCUUGUUGUACACUGGUGCUUUGCCUGUUCUUUUUGCCUUUACCGUUUUGGCCAACGCGCAAGUCACCUUGCAUUUUGCCUCUGUGUUUGUUGAGCCCUUCUACCCACUUGUGGCUCACUUGUUUGAGUCUCGCUCCGAGACUGGCAAGGUCGUUUCGGGCUUGGCUUUCUACAUCAGCGCUCCAGCAUCUUUCACCGAAUCUCUCUUGUCGCCUAUCCGUGGUGUGGUUUACACUUCGCUUAUUCUUGUUCUCUCUGCUGUCUUUGGCAGAUUCUGGAGUGGAAUCUCUGGUUCUGCUCCAAAAGACAUUGCCCAAACUUUCAAAGACCAGGGUAUCGUCAUUGCUGGCCGCAGAGACGUUUCCGUGACGAAAGAGUUGGCCAAGAUUAUUCCUGUUGCCUCUCAAACGGGUGCCGUUGUUUUGGCCGCUUUGGCUUUGGUCGGCGAAAUGACCGGUUCUCGUGGCAGAACAGUGGCUCUCACCGUUGGUGUAUGCGGCGCCUUCUCUGUCUUGGAGGACUUUAUGACCGACUACCAACAGUCUGGCGGAGCUUCGCAAAUCAUGAGUUCUUUGGGUGGCUACCAAUAG